ACCACACCACUGAAAAAUUCCCAAACUCUCAUCGGAAUUAGGGUUUCCCUACUAUAAAUUUCAAAUCUUCCCACUCUCAAACCUCAAUUCUCAUAAUCUCAUCUACAUUCUGGUAACCCAUUUCGGCAAUAGCAAGUUCCGAUGUUCUCGCCUCUCAGGAAGGCGCCGGCGGCCCUAUCGCUGACGCCGAGGAACACCGACAAGGGCAAAGCCGUGGCCUACGUCGACGGUCCUCCUCCGCCAUUGGGCUCGCUGAAUGAAGUCAGAAGCGGCGGGGCCAAAACCUCGCCGGAUUUGCAGAAUGCCGAUUGGAGGAGGUUUAAGGAGGUUGGGCUGCUCGAUGAGGCGGCGAUGGAGCGCCGUGACCGCCAAGAACUCGCCAAUAAGGUCGCCAGGCUUGAGUCUGAGCUUUAUGAUUACCAGCAUAACAUGGGGCUUCUCCUAAUUGAGAAGGAAGAAUGGGCCUUGGAGCAUGAGGAGAUGAGUCAAGCAUUGGCCGAAACUCAGGAGAUUCUCCACAGGGAGCAGAGGGCUCAUUUAAUUGCAAUGUCAGAGGUCGAAAGCCGAGAGGAGAAUUUGAGGAGGGUCUUGGUGGAGGAAAAGAGGACUGUUUCCGAGCUAGAGAAGUGUCUGAGAGAAAUGCACGAGGAUUAUAGUCGAGUAAAGCUUGCAUCGGAGGCGAAGCUGGCUGAUGCCAAUUCGUUGAUCAAUAGCAUUGAAGAUAAGUCUCUGGUGACAGAUGAGAAGUUCCUUGCCGCGGAAGCCAAGCUUGCUGAGGCCAACAAAAAGAGUCUAGAGGUGGAGAGGAGGUUGCAAGAGGUGGAGACGCGUGAGAGUGUGCUUCGAAGGGAGCAAACAUCGUUAAGUACAGAGAGAGAGGCACACAAGGAGACUUUUUACAGACAAAGAGAAGACUUGAAUGAUUGGGAGAAGAAGCUGAAAGAAGGGGAAACGAGGUUGGGCAAUAUUCGGAAAAUUUUGAAUGAGAAAGAGGAAAAAACGAAUGAAAGCGAGAUAAUGCUUAAGCAAAAAGAAAAGGACCUUUAUGAGGCUGAGAGGAAGAUUGAGUCCUCAAAUGCUCUGUUGAAAGAGAAGGAAGAUGAUGUCAAUAAACGACUAGCUGAUUUAGUCUCAAAGGAAAAGGAGGUUAAUUCAGGUGCGUACAUCUUAGAGAUGAAGGAGAAAGAAUUACAUGCGUUGGAGGAAAAGCUAAGCUCAAGAGAAAAUGUGGAGAUUAAAGAGCAUCUUGACCAGCACAGGGCCAUUCUUGAUAAGAAGACGCAAGCUUUUGAGUUGGAAAUUGAGGAAAGGAGGAAGAAUUUUGACAAAGAACUCAGUAGCAGGAUAGAUACGGUUGAGCAAAAGGAAGCUGAAAUAAGUCACAAGGAAGAAAUGUUGAAAAAGCUAGAGAAAGUGUUGGAUGAGAAAUCUGAGAGGCUGAAGGAGAAAAAUAAGGAAGUUGAAACGAAUUUGAAAAAUUUGAAGGAGAAAGAGAAGACCUUCAAGGCUGAUAAGAAAAAGUUAGAGCUGGAAAGGCAGCACAUACUUGUUGAUAUUGAACACCUUCAGAGGCUUAAAGAUGAAAUUCAGAAAACAAAAGAUGAAAAUUUUCAACUGGAGCAGCAAAUUUGUGAAGAGAGAGAGAAGAAGGCAAUCACUGAGAAAGAGAGGUCGGACCAUCUACGCUUGCAGUCAGAAUUACAACAGGAAAUAACCAAUUAUAGACAUCAGAACGAGUUACUUUUAAAGGAAGCUGAAAGUCUGAAGCAGGAGAGAGAGAAGUUCGAAAAAGAGUGGGAAGAUUUGGAUGAGAAAAGAGGUACAGUCGAUGGAGAGCUUAGAAAAGUUAUUGAAGAAAAAGAAAAAUUGGAAAGGUUACAAUCUAUUGAAGCAGAGAGGUUGAAAGAAGAGAGAAAAGAAGUGCAGGAUUACAGACGGAGGGAGAUGGAAAAUCUUAAGCAGGAGAAAGAAUCAUUUGCAGCUAGGAUGAGUAAUGAGCAGAUAGCCUUAUCUGAGAAGGCCCGAUCUGAGCAUGCUCAAAUGGUCCAAGAUUAUGAAUCACAAAGGAGAGAUCUUGAAACAUAUAUGCAGGAUAGGGAGGAUAAGAUGGUGAAACAACUGCAGGAAAUGGAGAGAGCAUUUGAGGAAGAGAAGGAUAGAGAAUACACUAAUAUUAAUUUCUUGAAGGGAGUUGCUGAUAAACAAAAAGAAGAGCUACUAUCUGAAAGGAAUACAAAUGAAAAGGAAAGGGAAGCACUUGCACAGCAGAAGAAGGAGCUAGAAGCAAAACAACUUGAAAUGGGAGAAGACAUAGAUCAUCUUGACAAGCUUAGCAAGAAGAUCAAGUGCCAGAGGGAACAGCUGUUGGAGGAAAGAGGUCGAUUUCUAGCCUUUGUCGAGAAACUUAAGAGCUGCAAGGACUGUGGAGAGAUAACACGGGACUUUGUGCUCUCUGAUCUUCAAGUACCUGGAAUGUACCAUGUUGAGGCUGUUCGUGAUUCUGAAUAUAAUGAGUCAGGAUGGGGGAAAAGACUGCAACAGAAAUGCAAGCUAGUGGUUUCUAAAGUAACUUCUAAUAAAAAACUUGAUGUAUCUACCAAGGUACCACCACUAUCGCCUAUGCAGAAAGGAAAGGAGCCUACGUUGCUUGCUAAUGAGGAGCCAAGAGGUCACAGCAGUCACGAAAAUGAGCCUCAGCCAUCUCUUAGGAGAUGCAACGACGCUGCCAAUGCUGAACCAGUUGUAACGGAUGGCAGCUCUAAGGAGGUGGAUGAUGGGUAUACUCCAUCAAUUGACAAUAACAGUUUCAUUAUCAGCCAGGAGCAAGACAUUCCAGAAGAUUCUGAGCAAUCAGAGCUGAAGAGUGGCCGACGAAAACCAGCCAGGGGACGCAAGUCUAGAUUGUCUAGAACACACUCAGUGAAGGCGGUUGUUGAAGAUGCAAAUAAGUUUUUGGGUGAAACUCCAGAACCAUCAAAUGCAAGUUUGCUUAAUGAGAGUAGUUACAUAAAUGAGGGUGAUUCCAGUUUUACAAGCAUCGGUCGGAAACGAGCACGCCCUCAGAGCUCCAGGAUAGAGAGUGAGCAGGAUGAUUAUGAUAGUGGAGGACAUUCUGGUAGUGUCACAGCUGGUGGCCGUAGGAAGAGGCGGCAACCUGUUGCUCCAGCAGUGCAAACCCCGGGUGGACAGCGGUAUAAUCUCAGAAACCGCAAGACUGCAGGCACAUUGGUAGCAGCAUCUGCAGCACCUCACAUGAAAAGUAAAAGGAAUGAAGAAUCAAAUACUGAAUCCAUUGGCGCAGAGCUGAUUCAGGUCACAACAUCAAAAAAUGUGGAGUCAACAGAAGAGCGAGUUGUGAGGUUUGCAACACCAGAACCACAAGAUAUUGUUAAUGGCAAAGCUGAUGAAAGGAAGUCGGUUGAAGAGACAGAAUUGAGUGUGGAAGUAAAUGCCACAGAAUCUAGUCAUGGCAACAGCUCAGGUGGUGAGAGUGGCAACAGCUCAGGUGAUGAGAGUGGCGACGACUAUGAUGAUGAGGAUCAUCCUGGUCCAGCGUCAAUAGGGAAGAAAAUCUGGACCUUCUUCAGUACAUGAUGAAACAAAUUUAGCCUCUUGAACAAUCAUUGAACAUCUUUGUAAUGGCAGUGAAAUAGCUUCAGCAUCUUUAGCCUGUAUUGAGUUACUUCAUUUAGUAGGUUCUCUUAGCUUUUUCGUUUCUUUUCUCAUUCGCCUUGUAGCUCCAUUACCAUCUGUAGCAUCCGCAAAUUGAGAUCUAAACAGUCUGCGAUUGGUUGAAGUGUAUAAAACAGCUCCUUGUUUGUUGAUGAAGCAAGUCUUCGCAACCAAGUUUUCAGAUAAUCUGUAUCAGUUGAAAGUUACUA
Molecule: messenger RNA, 3881 nt
Organism: Argentina anserina (silverweed cinquefoil)
Lineage: Eukaryota; Viridiplantae; Streptophyta; Magnoliopsida; Rosales; Rosaceae
Product: protein CROWDED NUCLEI 3
Exons: 8
Coding region: 142-3594 (1150 amino acids)
Biological process (GO): nucleus organization
Cellular component (GO): nucleus
Source: RefSeq, a predicted model, not a curated record